Molecule: messenger RNA, 4089 nt
Organism: Symbiodinium necroappetens
Lineage: Eukaryota; Dinophyceae; Suessiales; Symbiodiniaceae
Source: the annotation of a GenBank genome assembly
AUGCAGGAGACCAGGCCCUGUGGCGGGCCAAAGGACACAAACUGUCAUGUUGGCGAUUGGCACGAGUGGACAAGCUGCAGCGUCAAGUGUGGAGUCGGUCGGCACACACGAAUGCGAUACAUCGAUGUGGAGGCCCGACGUGGGGGCGAGACCUGCGAUCUAGACCUGUUGGAGACGGCGCCUUGUGAUGCCGGACAUUGUGCGGGCAGUCGUGACUGCGAGGUCAGCGCAUGGACAGAGUGGAGUAUGUGCGAUGAGACCUACAUCCAGAAGUACCGGCGACGGGAGGUCACGUUGGAGCCAACAGGAACGGGCCUUCUGUGCAACUACAGCUUGAAAGAGACAUUGGGAUGUGCCCCGCCGGUAAAGCAAGACUGCGCUCUGGCGGAGUGGCGUGCCUGGAGCACUUGCACAUCAACCUGCGAUGGAGGUCAGAGGUACAGAGACCGCAACGUGCUCAAGCCACCGAGGCGGGGCGGCAGUUGCCCCACAGUUCAACUCAGGGAGACCGCAUCCUGCGGUACCUCCUCCUGCUCUCCUCAAGGUCCGCAGGACUGUCUCUUGACCGACUGGGCCAAGUGGUCCGACUGCUCAGCGUCAUGCGGAAGCGGGUCCCGCACGCGGACAAGAAAGGUGGACAGAUUCGCAUCAAAUGGGGCGAAGCCUUGCGAAGGAGCACUUCAAGAAGUUGGGCAGUGCGUGCGAGAGGACUGCCAGGUGGUCGACUGCCGGUGGAGCGACUGGGAGCACUGGUCCACGUGCAGCGUCUCCUGCGAUGGGGGCACCAAAGUCAGGAGCCGCAACAUAGCCGUGUCGCCGAAGGGUGGCACUGCAUGCGAAGCAAAGGACAAGGUGGAGGUGGCUCCUUGCGGAACCCAGCAUUGCGGCGAAGGAUGCCGCGAUGGUGCUUGGGGCGAGUGGCGGGAGUGGACUCCCUGCAGCGGCAGCUGCAACGAUGCGUUCCGGAUGCGAAGAAGGAACAUUGCCGUCCAUCCCAACUACUGUGGCAACGCUACGGUGGGUCCACGAGAGGAGUUCGAGGUUUGCUCUCACUUGGAGCCUUGUACAGCAGAUGUUGACUGCGCACUUUCUUCCUGGACAGCCUGGACGAAGUGCAGUUGCCACUGCUUCGGGAUGCGCACGAGAUCUAGAUACAUCGAGAAAUUUCCAUCCGGGAACGGUGAGACGUGCUUCAACGAAAGCCUGAAAGAGAUCGAGCCUUGCAAUCCCGGACCGGAUGAAGUGACGCCAGCAGACUGUUCCAACGUGAAGCAGGUGAACUGUGAGCUAUUCGAAUGGCAGGAAUGGUCCCAGUGCUCUGUGAGCUGUGGUGGAGGGCAGCGUUCGCGAGUUCGAGAGGUCAAGCAACCUUCCAUGGGGGGUGGAAGGGCUUGUUCCAAUGCCCUCCUCGAGACAGUGGGAUGCAACAUCCAGCACUGCGCCGCGCACAGGUGCCAGGACUGCGUAUGGGGGCCUUGGAGCUCUUGGGGUGAUUGCCCUCCUUGCGGUGGCCAGCGGUAUCGACACCGAAACAUCGACAUCAUGCCGAACCUAUGUGGCAAGCGUUGCGAUUUGCGAUCUGCAAAGCAGGUGUCAGAUUGCAUUCCUCUGCCGGCAUGUGAAAGGCAGCUUUAUUGUGGCUGGAAUGAAUGGACAGAACCGCAGUGUGGAGACACCUGUGGAACAGCGACCGCCAUGAUCACAAGGAGUUUGGGUCUUCAUGUGACGAAGCCUAGCGACGACGAUCUCCUCUUUGAGGUCAAUGGAACGGCCAAUUGCUCUGGAACACAGGUGAAUCAGACGGAGUGCCCCUUCAUGCGUCCAUGCGAGGACUGCAACCCGAUUCCGUGCAUCUUCAGUCCCUGGUCGGAGUGGCAAGAGCCCACUUGUGAGGGCCUUUGUACGCGCAGCCGCAUCGUGCAGGAUGUAAACAACGAGUGUGGGCCGCCCUGCAACGGUCCUUUGGAAACGACGAAGCGCUGUGCCGCGGAUUGCCUGAGUCCAAGGGAUUGCAAGGUAACGCAGUGGAGCGAGUGGAGUGGAUGCAGCGAUCCUGGACAGGCAUCGGGCCAGAGAUAUCGCAACCGAGAGAUCGAGUUCACGCCGCGCAAUGGCGGAAAGCCAUGUCUCGGUGUGCUUGAGGAGACGGUGGGCUGCCACCAGAUAGUCCCACAGCCGUGCGUAUUCAGCUCGUGGGAGGCUUGGACAACCUGCACAACCAGCUGUGGUGACGGUUGGCGUACGAGACGAAGACAGAUCGAGGUGCAUGCUCACCGUGGCGGCAUGACUUGCGAUGGCUCUUUGAAAGAGAUCGGCAAAUGCGUCCAUGAAGGCACUGCGUGUGAAGCUGGUAUCGCAGUGGACUGCAUACUUGGAGAUUGGGGCAUCUGGAGCACCUGCGACAUGCACAACAUGCGUUUUCGGGAUAAGAGCAUCACCCAGCAUGCCGAGAAUGGUGGCCAAGCCUGCGUCGGCGAAAUUACGCAAGGACAAACAUGCGGAAUGUUCCCCGUCGAUUGUAAGCUGUCGAGCUGGGCAGAAUGGGGACCUUGUGAUCGAACAUGCGGACACGCACAGACGAGGCGUCAGCGUCAGAUCGAGCGAUUUGCUGCAAAUGGGGGCGCAGAAUGUGACGGCAGUCUCAUGGAAACCAAUGGCUGCUUUCUGGCGGAAUGCCCUGUGUGGAAUGCAGAGGUGAGCGACUGGUCAGCAUGGACCGACUGCACGCUGACCUGCGGACCAGGCGAACAAACACGCACUCGCAGCAUUCUCAAGGAGAGAACUUUGGGGGGGCGUGGAUUUGAGGGCUUCCUGGGCGAAGCACGACCAUGUCACACAACCCGCGUGUGCCCGCGAUCGGACUGCGAGUGGGACGCAUGGGAGGAAUGGCGGCCCUGCAGCUGCUCCUGUGGUGGCGGCUCGCAGGUGCGGAAGCGAUUUGUAAAGACAAUGCCCCACAUGGGCGGCGAGCGUUGUCCGGCGAGUCACAAAGUGGAGCUGAGGGCGUGCAACACUCACAGCUGCAAUGAGAACUGCAAGGAUGGCCAGUGGGGUGAGUGGACUGCUUGGUCCGAGUGUUCAGCGAGCUGUGGCGGGGGAACCUCAUUCCGGAUUCGCCGGAUCGUCCAAGAAGCUGACGAGUGUGGAGCUCCGCCGGUAGGGAAGUCCCAUGAGACCGGCUUCUGCAACAUGGACAGGUCCUGCACGCCCUCCGUGAACUGCGAGUUCACGCAUUGGUCCGAGUGGACCGCUUGCUCAGCAACCUGUGACGGCAUUCGUCGGCGCGAGCGCACCGUGGAAAACUACGGCCGAGGUGCUGGCCUCUGGUGCAUCGGUGGCUUGAAGGAGGUGGAACCCUGCAACCCAGCUCCAGGCCAAGACGGCCCCGAGGAAUGCUUCGGGGGAAAUCCCGUGGACUGCCAGCGCAGUGAUUGGACGCACUGGAGCAUGUGCAGCAAGAGUUGUGGAGGCGGUGAAAGCCUGCGGUCACGAGAGAUCCUGACGCAUCCUAAAUUUGGCGGCCAAACUUGCGAUGGCCCUCUGGAAGAACUGAAGGAGUGCAGUCGCCACGCCUGUGGAAGUGAGCAAAAGCCGGUGGACUGCACGUUCGGAUCCUGGGAAUCCUGGGGUCUCUGCAACAAAUGCAGCGGUGAGCGCACGAGGAUCAGGAAGAUUAUUGACUUCCCGCGGAAUGGUGGCAAGGAAUGCGAGCCAAAGGAGCUCAUGGAACUCGGGAAAUGCCCGAGACGGUGUACUGGACAAAAGUUCUGCGAGUGGCAGAACUGGGGCGAGUGGAGCCAAUGCACCGCAGAAUGCGGCAAAGGAGGCAAGCGCCGACGACGCCGCUACAUGACGCUCACAGAGGAGGCCAAGAGUGAAUUGCCGUCCUAUGUUUCGAAUGUCAUGAUGCACUAUGAGAAGGUGCGCCUUCGGGCUCAGGAUCUGGAAUCUCGAGAAAUCAUCGACAUCUUUGGUUCCUUUGUGGCCGGCUGCGUCUCUUUGUCCAUGGUGGUGCUUGGCGUGCGCCUUUUCGGGCGUGUGCGCAGCCACCGCAGUGCGCAAGUAGCCUACACCGCCGUGGAGGCAUGA